AGGUGAUGAACCGUAAGGCUGGGACUUGCUGUGAUUUCGAACGUUCCUUUUCUUCCUCCUCUUUCGUUCGAGCUCUUCUUCGUCUCCGUCGCCGUUUCCGUCUUCCCGUAGCUCGGAUUUCUUAACCGAGAGCAGGGUUAGACUGGUGAUAGUGGCAAGUCUGCAGCUGGCAAAUGGAGGAGUCUUGUUUGGCGGAUGUUGUUUGUUGGGCCACUAUCUGGCUACUUUGGUUGUAUUUCGUUUGCACACUCUAACUCUAGUCGGAUUGGAACAUUGUAUAUAUUUAUAUUCUAGAUCCUAUAUUUAUAUACUCGUUCUAUUCUGUCUAGUGUUUCCGGUGUGCUGUGGUUAUGAGUGUAGUGACCAGCCGGAGGUCGUUACAGUAGCCCUGACAACUUACAUACUUCUCAGACUUCAAAUUUAACUCCUGAUCAGUGUCAACAAUUAAUCAACUUUCUAACAAAUCAAAUGCACGCCGAUACUACUUUAGAUGCAAUUGCUACUAAUGUGAUAGGUAUCUGUAUAAUUGUUGCUCUCGAUAAUAAUUAUCAUAUAUGGAUCAUAGAUUAUGGUGCAACCUCUCAUAUUUGUUGUUUUAAACACUUAUUUCAUUCUUAUAUUGCCAUACAUGAUUCACAUGUUCUCUUACCAAACUCCACAAAACUUAAGGUAGAAGGUAUUGGUAGUAUCAAGAUUAAUGAUGAUAUUUUCCUUCAUAAUGUGCUUUACAUACCAACAUUUAUAUUUAAUCUUUUAUCUCUUCUAACUCUAGUCAAUGAGAAUUCUUUUAGAUUUAUUAUGGAACCUAACUCUUUCACUCUCCAAGACCUGAAGACAUUGAGGAAGAUUGGCACUGCUAAACGGCAACAAAGGUUACUGGUUUUUGAGUUUCCUACAUGCACUUUUCCUUCUAAUUGUAUCAAUUAUUGUAAUGUUGUUACCUAUGAUACUUGGCAUAAGAGAUUAGGACAUGUGCUUAAUUCUGUUUACAAAUUGAUUGCUAAUAAAACUGAUAUCAAUUCUAUUGAUUCUAGUUAUCACUGUAGUAUUUGGAAUAUUGUUAAGCAAAAUAGAUUACCUUUCUCUAAUCCUAAUAAUUUUAGUCCUAAUUGUUUUGAUUUAAUCCAUGCUAACAUAUGGGGCCCCUUUAGACAACCCACUUAUUAUGGUUUUAGGUAUUUCUUGACUUUGGUGGAUGAUAAGAGUAGAUUCACUUGGGUUUACAUGUUUCACAAUAAGUCUGAUUGUAUUCAUAUUAUACCCUAGUUUUUUGCCUUUGUUGAAAAUCAAUUCCAUACUAAAAUCAAGACAUUUAGAUCUGACAAUGCAUCAGAACUUAAUUUCAAAGAUUUUUUUUCUUACAAAAGGGUGUUCUACACCAAUUCUCUUGUGUUGAAAGGCCUGAAUAGAAUAGUGUUGUUGAAUGCAAACAUUUACACUUAUUGAAUAUUGCUCGUGCCUUAAUGUUUCAAUCUAACGUCCCUAUGACCAUAUGGGAAGAUUGUGUUAAAACUGCUGUUUUUCUCAUGAAUAGAACUCUCAGGCCUAUUCUGAACCACAAAUCCCCAUAUUAACUUUUAUAUGAUAAAUUGCCUAAUUAUUCUGAUUUCAGAAUCUUUGGUACUUUGUGUUAUGCUUCUACAUUACUAUCCAGCAGACAUAAAUUUAGUCUCAGAGCCACUACAACUAUUUUCAUUAGGUAUCCUCAUGGUUAUAAAGGUUAUAAACUUCUCAACUUGGUCACACAUCAAACCUUCAUCUCUAGAGACGUGAAGUUUUAUGAAAACAUAUUCCCAUUCCAAACCAACAACUCCUCUUCUCCUAAUCUUGAUGUUUUUAACAAUCACAUCACACCCAAUCUUAUACACACUGAAUCUUAUGAUGAUCUUGAUCCUACACCUACCAGCACCACUCAAAACAAGACAGAACAACAACAGAUUAUACCUCCUGCAACUCCCCCUGAACAACCUCACCCAAGAAGGUCCAGUAGAGUUAUCAAUCCUCCUAGUUACCUCUCUAAUUAUCACUGCUACAAUGUGACCAUCGAUUCCACUCCCCCUUAUCCCAUUCAAAACUCCAUCAGCUAUUCCAAUUUAUCCAAAACUCAUACACAUUACCUCUGUCAAGUUUCAGCUAAUUAUGAACCCCAAACUUACAAGAAAGCCAUCAAAUUUCCUUAGUGGAAGCAGACAAUACAAGAUGAACUUACAACUAUGAAAGUUAAUAACACCUGGUCCAUUACCCUUCUUCUUCCUGACAACAAGCCUAUUAGAUGCAAGUGGCUCUUCAAAUUAAAGCUCAAUUCAGAUGGCACUGUUGCAAAAUACAAAGCCAGAUUAGUUGCUAGAGGCUUCACUCAACAAUAUGGAUUGGAUUUUCAAAAAACUUUCUCAUAGGUCGCAAAAAUAACCACUCUAAGGUUACUUUUAUCUGUUGCAGCAUCUCAGCAUUGGCACCUUGCUCAACUUGAUGUCAACAAUGCGUUUCUAAAUGGUAGCCUUGCUGAGGACAUCUACAUGAAAAUUCCUCAAGGUUAUCCUCAUCACAUCCUUCUUACUUCCUGUGCCCCCUUAGUAUGCAAGCUACACAAGUCUAUAUAUGGCCUUAAACAAGCCUCAAGAAGUUGGUUCAAUAAAUUCAGCACCACACUAACUUCUCAGGGAUUCAACCAGUCCAAGUAUGACCACACCUUGUUCACUCAAGGUACCAAUUCAACAUUCAUUGCCAUACUUGUCUAUGUUGAUGACAUUGUUAUUGCUAGUCCAAACCUUGCUACUAUCACCUCUGUCAAAGACAUGCUCCACCAAUACUUCAAAUUGAAAGAUCUAGGUGAUUUAAAAUUUUUCUUGAGUUUGGAACUAUCAAAAUCUAAGUCAAGGAUUUUCAUGUGUCAAAGACAUUACACUUUUUCCAUUCUUGAAGAUUGUGGAAUGCUGGCCUGCAAACCCUCAAUUGUUCCUAUGGAAGCUUCUUUGAAACUGCAUGCUGAAUCUAGCGUAAAACUCUCUGAUCCAGGUGUAUAUAGAAGGCUUAUAGGGAGGCUCUUGUAUUUAACCAUUUCUAGACCAGAUAUUAGCUACACUAUUCACAAAUUGAGUCAGUUUGUCUCUGAUCCUCAUUCUGGUCACAUGGAUGCUGCUCAUAUGCUAUUGAGAUAUCUUAAACACACUACUAGUCAAGGAAUUUUAUUCAAGGCCAAUUCUGACACUAAAAUUCAUGUAUAUGUGGAUGCAGAUUGGGGCUCCUACGUUGAUAGUAGAAGAUCCACCACCGGUUACUGUGUUUUCUUUGGAAAUUCUCUUGUUUCCUGGAAAGCUAAGCGGCAGAAUACUGUUAGCAAAUCCUCAGUAGAAGCAGAAUACAGAUCUCUAGCAUCUAUCUCUACUGAGCUAACUUGGUUGAGGAAUUUACUGAUUGAUUUCAACAUUCAUAUUCCAUAUGCUACUAUUUACUAUGAUAACCAGGCUGCUAUCUACAUUGCUUCUAACCCCACAUAUCAUGAAAGAACUAAACACCUUGAAAUUGAUCUUCAUUAUGUAAGGGAACAAGUGGACAAAGGUGCUCUCAAGUUAAUCCGUGUCAGAAAACAUCAUCAGUUAGUUGAUAUUUUCACCAAGUCCUUACCCCGUACUGUGUUUCUUAACAUAUUGUCCAAGCUGGGAGUUGAGAACAUAUUCCUCCCAUCUUGAGGGGAGUAUUGGAUUUAUAUGACUUAUACAGUUAGUUAUUUUUGUUUAUUUUCUGUUUUCCUUCCCUUGUAUAUAUAUUGACUUUGCUAUUCUAAAAUAAUAACACAAAUGUA
This is a messenger RNA of Cajanus cajan (pigeon pea), 3802 nucleotides long. The record is from RefSeq and is a predicted model, not a curated record. Lineage: Eukaryota; Viridiplantae; Streptophyta; Magnoliopsida; Fabales; Fabaceae.